AUGGAAGUAACAUCACCCCACGCGUUCACUGCGAUUGCCCUGCAAACUCUGCAACAGCCGAGUGAGGCUCAGCAACGUGCGCACCUCCAAAGACCACGUCAGGGUCCUUUCAUCGCCGGCUGCUCGUCGGCACACGGCGGCUCAGCUUCUGGCCCACUUCUAGAAAAAACCUCAACACCUAGGCGACGGAACGCGGAUGCAUUAGACUGUAGUUCCCACUCAGUCGGUGAUUUUCUCGGCGCAGUAAAACAGCCCUAUCCGGCCACCCUCCACCAGCAAUUGGCCCGCCAAGCUCCGCGUCUGUUGCCAUCUGAAAUUCGGCCCUUCAAAGCCUGCGCUGAUCCGCCGCUGGGGACAUGCCCCCAGACCCAGGACCAAAGCGACACGCCCCUCAUGUCCGACUACAGGUACGGCACGCAGUCAGAUGCGUAUGCUGCUGAGCACGACCACUCUCUGCGCAACGGCGCGCCCGAGAAAGAGACCAAGCUGGGCAACACCUACUCUGGAUCCGGAGACGAUGUCGUUCCCGCCGAUGCCGACAACCUUCUGGCUGCCAUGGGCUACAAGUCGGAACUGAUUCGAUCAAGAUCCACUCUCCAGGUGGCCUUCAUGUCCUUUGUCCUGGCUUCCGUCCCUUAUGGCUUGGCUACCACCCUCUACUACCCUGUAGUUGGCGGAGGUCCCACCAACAUCAUCUGGGGAUGGCUCGCCGUAUCGCUUAUCAUUCUCGCAGUCGCCGCAUCCCUUGGUGAGAUCACCAGUGUCUACCCGACCAGUGGUGGUGUCUACUACCAGACCUUCAUGAUCACGCCGCCCGCCUAUCGGAAAAUCGCUUCGUGGAUCUGUGGCUGGUGUUUCGUAGUUGGCAACAUUACCAUUACUCUAUCCGUCAACUUUGCUACCGCGCUGUUCCUUGUGGCAUGCGUCAAUGUCUACGAAAGCGAACCUGGUGUUGGUAUCAUGGCAGGAUCACCCUACCAGGUCUUCCUCAUCUUCCUUGGCAUCACACUCCUUUGCAACGCCGUGUCUGCCUUUGGAAACAAAUACCUACCAUGGUUGGAUACUUUUGCCAUCUUCUGGACCUUUGCUGGUGUGAUUGCCAUUAUCGUCUGCAUCCUUGCCAUUGCGAAAAAUGGUCGCCACAGCGCCGAAUACGUCUUCACUGAAUUCGACCCCUCCAACUCCGGAUGGAUCCCAGGAUGGUCUUUCAUGGUCGGACUACUGCACGCAGCCUACGCGACUUCAUCGACCGGAAUGAUCAUCUCCAUGUGCGAAGAAGUUCGCGAACCUGCCACUCAGGUCCCCAAGGCCAUGGUCGCGACCGUCGCGUUCAACACCGUUGCCGGCCUCGUCUUUCUUAUCCCUCUCGUCUUCGUACUGCCCGACCAAGCCAUGCUCGCAGGUCUUUUGUCCGGCCAGCCUACGCCUGUCAUCAUCAAGGAAGCCGUAGGGUCCUCCGCUGGUGCCAUCGGACUUCUUGUUCCCCUCCUCGUCCUCGGUCUGCUUUGCGGUAUCGGCUGCACGACAGCUGCGUCUCGCGCUACCUGGGCCUUCUCUCGUGACGGUGCCAUUCCCGGCUACAAGCUGUGGAGGGUCGUCAACACCAACCUCGAUGUCCCAGUCAACGCCAUGAUGCUCAGCAUGGUGGUCCAGAUCGCUCUCGGUCUCAUCUACUUCGGUGCUGCCGCCGCUUUCAACGCCUUCUCCGGUGUUGGUGUCAUUUGCUUGACAUUGAGUUACGCUGCUCCUAUCUUUGUCUCGCUCAUGACUGGACGUAAGCAAGUCAAGGAAGGCCAGUUCCAUCUCGGCAUGCUCGGCACGUUCUGCAACGUCGUUGCCCUUGCCUGGUCUGCCCUUGCAACCCCUCUGUUCUGCAUGCCCACUUUCCGCGAAGUUACGCCUGCGUCCAUGAACUACGCUUCCGUCGUCCUUGCCGCCGUCGUUGUCAUCUCAACCAUCUGGUACUUCGUCUGGGGAAAGAAGAACUACGAGGGCCCACCUACGCACGAGGAUGCUGUCCUCGAGGCCAGGAGAGCCAGCAUGGCUAGUCGCUAA
Alternaria incomplexa is the source of this 2055-nucleotide messenger RNA. RefSeq lists its product as uncharacterized. The record is from RefSeq and is a predicted model, not a curated record. Gene Ontology annotation, biological process: amino acid transport; transmembrane transport. The transcript has 6 exons. Gene Ontology annotation, molecular function: transmembrane transporter activity. Lineage: Eukaryota; Fungi; Ascomycota; Dothideomycetes; Pleosporales; Pleosporaceae. Gene Ontology annotation, cellular component: membrane. Bases 1 to 2055 code for a protein of 684 amino acids.